Molecule: messenger RNA, 1467 nt
Organism: Meriones unguiculatus (Mongolian gerbil)
Lineage: Eukaryota; Metazoa; Chordata; Mammalia; Rodentia; Muridae
Gene: Cd81
Product: CD81 molecule
Exons: 8
Coding region: 217-927 (236 amino acids)
Cellular component (GO): membrane
Source: RefSeq, a predicted model, not a curated record
CCGGUUGGAGCGAGCGCGCCCCAGCUUCAAAGCGGUUGCUACUCUCGCGCCUCCUGCUUAGGCCUCCAGCCCUUCUCCACCCCGCCUCUCGCUCUCCGCACCCCAGCUCUCCGGUUCUCCAGUGCCCUUGGCCAUCUGCCAGUCUCGGACCCCGGUCCUGCAUCCCCAGACCACCCGCUUCAGGACCAGCUCAAGCUCUGCAGGCCGCGCGCCGCCAUGGGGGUGGAGGGUUGCACCAAAUGCAUCAAAUACCUGCUCUUCGUCUUCAAUUUCGUCUUCUGGCUGGCCGGAGGUGUGAUCCUAGGUGUGGCUCUGUGGUUGCGCCAUGACCCGCAGACCACCAGCCUGCUCUACCUGGAACUGGGAGACAGACCAGCACCCAGCACCUUCUAUGUGGGCAUCUACAUUCUCAUUGCUGUGGGAGCUGUGAUGAUGUUUGUGGGCUUCCUGGGGUGCUAUGGAGCCAUCCAAGAGUCCCAGUGCCUCCUGGGGACGUUCUUCACCUGCCUUGUGAUCCUGUUUGCCUGUGAGGUGGCGGCUGGCAUCUGGGGCUUCGUAAACAAAGACCAGAUCGCCAAGGAUGUGAAGCAGUUCUAUGACCAGGCCCUUCAGCAGGCUGUGGUGGAUGAUGAUGCCAACAACGCCAAGGCUGUGGUGAAGACCUUCCAUGAGACGCUCAACUGCUGUGGCUCCAGCACGCUGACUGCACUGACCACCUCUGUGCUGAAGAACAGCCUGUGUCCCUCGGGGAGCAACAUAUUCAACACUCUAAUGAAGAGCGACUGCCAUCAGAAAAUUGAUGAGCUCUUCUCUGGGAAGCUGUACCUCAUUGGUAUUGCAGCCAUUGUGGUAGCCGUCAUCAUGAUCUUCGAGAUGAUUCUGAGCAUGGUGCUGUGCUGUGGCAUCCGGAACAGCUCCGUGUACUAAAGCCCUUUACUUUGCACCAGAGGACCCUGCAGCGCCCCACCCCUGGAGUGACCAGAGGCCGCCUUGGGGACCGUGGCCUGUGUAUAUAAUAUUUCUGUAUUACUCUGCUACAUUUAGCCUUUUUACUUUUGAGGGUUUUGUUGUUCUGAACCUUUCCUGUUACGUAUCAGGGGCUGGCAUCACACAUAGGUGGCAUAUAUGGGGAUGUAGAGGUGGAGCUGGCCCUGGCUUGCAGGGCCCUGUACUUGUUGGACUCCUGGGAAUCUCUGCCUGCUGAGCCACACCUCCCUCACAGCUACUUGCCCAGAGGUUAUGCAGCUGAGCUAGAGGGCCAUGUCCACCCACUCUGCCCAUUGUGGGGUCGUCACCUUGCUCACAUCUUUUUAAUCCUUCUCCCUUUCCUGCCCCCAUUUCAAGAGCUGGGUUUGUAAGCACUCUUACUGCCUUCAAUGCACCUGUUCUUUCUAACGUGUCACCUUCAACUGUAAUUACAUCUUGAAACAGUCAUUUAAUAAAGGAGGAGAAAAUCAGGCAUGCUAA